Coregonus clupeaformis (lake whitefish) is the source of this 632-nucleotide messenger RNA. Its product is annotated as neuronal PAS domain-containing protein 1-like. The transcript is spliced from 3 exons. The record is from RefSeq and is a predicted model, not a curated record. Gene Ontology annotation, biological process: regulation of transcription by RNA polymerase II. Lineage: Eukaryota; Metazoa; Chordata; Actinopteri; Salmoniformes; Salmonidae. The annotation marks the transcript as partial. Gene Ontology annotation, molecular function: RNA polymerase II transcription regulatory region sequence-specific DNA binding; protein dimerization activity; DNA-binding transcription factor activity, RNA polymerase II-specific.
GUUGUACCUCCAGUCGGUCCAGCCUCUCAGCCCAGCCAGACAGCCAGCCCACCCCCAGUGCCUUUGGGAGCAGGGGACCCCAGCCGGGCCGUUUUGGUGGGCACAGGAGUCUGAAGAAGAGGAGGAGGAAGGAGAGAGGAGGAAGAGGAGAGAGUACGUGUACUCAGAGUAGAGGAGUCAACGCUGGAAAUGCCCAUCAGGUGAGGCCAUCCUGGAACAACUUCUGGGGAUCUGAGCCUGUCACAGCCUCGGCCAAUCACAGCCUGCGUUAGAGGUGGCGGCUGCGUGUGAUUGGAGGAUGGCGACCAUGCCGUUCGUCAGCGAGGGAAAGUGUGUGAGCGUGGAGUGGGACUUCCUACAGGGACUACUGGCCAAACCCCCCACCCUGCCCUGUUUGCAGAACCUGCGGAAGGAGAAGUCUCGUAAUGCAGCUCGUUCCCGUCGCGGUAAGGAGAACUUUGAGUUCUUUGAGUUGGCUAAGAUGCUCCCUCUCCCCGGAGCCAUCACCAGCCAGCUGGACAAGGCCUCGGUCAUCCGCCUCACCAUCAGCUACCUGCACAUGCGCACCUUCGCCAGCCAGGGAGACCCGCCAUGGUGCCCCCUGCUGGAAGGAGAGAACCACUACAGCAAAG